Messenger RNA from Triticum dicoccoides, 977 nucleotides. RefSeq names its product momilactone A synthase-like. Bases 1 to 879 code for a protein of 292 amino acids. The transcript has 2 exons. The record is from RefSeq and is a predicted model, not a curated record. NCBI's taxonomy places the organism in Eukaryota, Viridiplantae, Streptophyta, Magnoliopsida, Poales, Poaceae.
AUGGCCGACGAGGACAAUGAAGAGGAGCUGGCUUCCCAGACACCACUAGCUGCCACCAAAGCCAUCGACUCCAGCAGGUUGGCUGGUAAAGUGGCGGUCAUCACCGGCGCCGCGAGCGGCAUCGGCAAGGCGACGGCCGCGGAGUUCGUCAGGAACGGCGCCAAGGUCAUCCUCGCCGACGUGCAGGACGACCUGGGCCGCUCCGUCGCCGCGGAGCUCGGCGCGGACGCCGCCUACACCCGCUGCGACGUCUCGGACGAGGCGCAGAUCGCGGCGGCCGUCGACCUCGCCGUCGAGCGGCACGGCCACCUCGACAUCCUCUACAGCAACGCGGGCGUCUCCGGGUCCGCGUCCCAGGCCUCCGUGGGCGCGCUCGACCUCGCCGACUUCGACCGCGUGAUGGUGGUCAACGCCCGGUCGGCCGUCGCGUGCAUCAAGCACGGCGCGCGCGUCAUGGCGCCGGGCCGCCGCGGCGGCUGCGUCCUCUGCACGGCCAGCGUCAUCGGCGUGCUCAGCUUCGGCUCCCCGAUCCUCGCCUACGCCGUCUCCAAGGCCACCGUCAUCGCCGCGGUGCGCGCGGCCGCGGGCCCGCUGGCGCGCGACCGGGUGCGCGUGAACGCCAUCUCGCCGCACGCCAUCGCAACGCCGCUCACGGUGCGGUCCAUGGCCGAGAUGUUUCCCGGCGCCGGCGAGGACGCGCUGCGGCGGGUGGUGGAGGAGGACUGGAGCAAGCUGGAUGGCACCGUGCUGGAGGUGGAGGACGUGGCCAGGGCGGCGCUGUACCUGGCGUCGGACGAGGCCAGGUACGUGACCGGGCACAACCUCGUCGUCGAUGGUGGGUUCACCGCGUACAAGAGUGUCAGCAUGCCGUUCCUAUAGGUGCCGAGGAAGGAUCGCUGAACUCCAAACGUACGUGCUUUCGCACUUUAAGAGUGUUCGACACAUGGAUUGAUUUCCAUCUACCAAACGAGGAUCAC